This is a messenger RNA of Dama dama (fallow deer), 5403 nucleotides long. It is a transcript of the gene ZNF445, whose product is annotated as zinc finger protein 445. NCBI's taxonomy places the organism in Eukaryota, Metazoa, Chordata, Mammalia, Artiodactyla, Cervidae. Gene Ontology annotation, molecular function: DNA-binding transcription repressor activity, RNA polymerase II-specific. The record is from RefSeq and is a predicted model, not a curated record. The coding region runs from base 1256 to 4339 and encodes 1027 amino acids. Gene Ontology annotation, biological process: negative regulation of transcription by RNA polymerase II. The transcript is spliced from 9 exons.
UUUCAGUCAUCUUUAUAUUUUCUUUGGAGAAAUGUCUGCUAAGAUGCUUUGUCCAGUUUUAAUUGUGUUGUCUUUUUAUUAUUGGAUUGUAAGUUAUUUGUAUUUUCUAGUGACAAGUCCCUUAUGAGAUACAUGGUUUGCAGAUUUUUUUUCCCUCUCUGUGGAUUGGCCUUUCACUUUCUUCAUGUGCCCUUUGAAGCACAAGAAUUUUAAAUUUGUUUAUUUAUUUAUUUAUUUUUUUGUGUAAUAAAGUUUUAUUAAAGUAUAAAGGAGAUAGAGAAAGCUUCUGACAUAGGCAUCAGAAGGGGGCAAAAGAGUACCCCCUUUGCUAGUAUUAGCAAUGGAGUUAUAUACUCUCCAAUGAAUCCAAAGAAUGUCUGGAGGUUGCAAAGACCUCACCAGACCUACUCCCAUAAUUUACAUUUUAAGAUAACAGAGUUGGCCAGAAGGUUUAAUCCAAAGAUUGUCCUCAGGCAGGAUACAUCCUUGUAAAGACCAGACCUACUCCCAUAAUUUAUGUUUUAAAAUAACAGAAUUAGCCAGAGGGUUUAAUCCAAAGACUGUCCUCAGGCAGGAUACAUUAUUGUUAUAUAAUCCUAAGGAAUGUAGACGAAAAAAAGUAAAAAAGUUUGUCCUUUCUUCCUCCUUGAAUAUCCCAGACCUCUCUCUCUCCUUGGGGACCCCUAGACUUCUUAUCAACCUGCCUAGGAAAUGACUCUCUCAUUCCCCCCUUUUCUUUUAGGAGAAUUAUGUUGCCUGGGGAAAAGGGGCAUCAUUCUCAUUCUACAACUGCUUCUGAGCUGACAAGGGGCAUUGUCCCUAAAUUGAUGAGGCAACAUAUUCUCCUAAUCCUCAUAGUGAGGAUGUCUGAUCCAGGGGCCCCAAGUAAUAGUUGGAGGAGGCUGUGGCACUCAUAGGAGCUCGGACAACUAUUGGGGAUCUUCCCAACCCAGGGAUCAAACCCACGUCUCCUAUGUCUCUUGCUUUGUCAGGCGGAUUCUUCACCACUGAGCCACUUGGGAAGCCUAUUUUUAUAAAGAAGUUUUAUUGGAACAUAAUUGACAUACAGCACUGUAUAAGUUUAAUGUGGACAACGUAAUGAUUUGACAGAGUCUCUCACCAGUGACUUCUGAUGUCCCAGCAAAUGGCAUUAUCUCCAAUGGUGCUGAAAAGAUACUCCCAAGGGCCCAGCAGUGAUAGCCACAACUAACGCAGACUUGGUAGCACUCUGCUGGGAAGACCUUGAACAGGAGUGAUGCCUCCAGGCAGGUGGUACGCUGUCCACCCAGCUCAGGCCAAGGCUUCCAGGGAGCGAGGACGCCUUCAGAUGGUAAAGAAGGAAGAAGAGGAUGAAAGCUACACUUCAGUGCCGGCUGCCAGACCACAGACACUCAACCGUCCUGGCCAGGAGCUGUUCCGUCAGCUCUUCAGGCAGCUUCGCUACCACGAGUCUUCUGGGCCUCUGGAGACCCUGAGCCGGCUCCGGGAGCUGUGCCGCUGGUGGCUGAGGCCAGAUGUUCUCUCAAAGGCCCAGAUCCUGGAGCUGCUGGUGCUGGAGCAGUUCCUGAGCAUCCUGCCAGAGGAGCUCCGGACCUGGGUGCAGCUGCAUCACCCUGAGAGUGGUGGGGAGGCUGUGGCCUUGCUGGAAGAACUUCAGAGGGACUUUGAUGAGACACCAUGGAGGGACCCAGCCCCUGCCCAGAGCCCAGAUGUGCAUUGGAUGGGCACAGGAGCCCUGCGAGCCGCACAGAUAUGGCCCCCUGCUUCACCUCUCAGGAGCGGCUCGGCUCUGGGGGACCACCUGCAGCCUCCCUAUGAAAUAGGAGUGCGUGACUUCCUGGCUGGGCAACCCGAUCCUCCCGCUGCACAGGUGCCUGCCCUUUGCCUGAAGGAGGGAUGCCCAGGCAACCAGGUGACAGCCCAGCCUCAGGGGACUAUGACUUUCAAGGAUGUGGAGGUGACCUUCUCCCAGGAUGAGUGGGGAUUGCUGGACGCUUCUCAGAGGAACCUGUACAGGGAUGUGAUGUUAGAGAAUUAUGGAAACAUGGCUUCUGUGGUGGGGCCAUUCACCAAACCUGCUCUCAUCUCCUGGUUGGAGGCAAGGGAGCCAUGGGGCCUGAAUGUCCAGGUAGUUCAGUUUAAGGGGAAUCCAGGUGCUGCCCCUGCAGGAGAUGAACUCCUUGUGAAAACAGACAAGUUCAUCUUAAAGCCUGAACCUUUGGAAGAAGCAAUAACCUUAGCCAUGCCAUCAGGAUGUCAUGGUGCAGCAACUGUUUAUGAGGGACCAGGGCUCAGAGAAUCUGUUGCACAGAAGAGCAGGUUAAAGGAACGAUGUGGAAACCCCACACAAGUGAGAGUUAAGAAGGAAGAGACCGAUUCCAGCCACGGGGCAGGGAAAGACCGCGAAGAUUUGGGAAGAAGUAAUGGUCUUCAUCUAAGACAUAUUACGUAUUUGAGAGGACCCAGAAGAAAGCAGUCCCUUAAACACGGCUAUGGCAAACACUUCAGGGGAAGUUCCUACCACUAUGACUAUAAGGAGUACGGGAAAGGGCUCAGACGCAUGAUGGGUGGGUUCAGCCUACAUCAGAGAAUUCAUGCUGGGCUGAAAGGCAAGGCCAAGGAUGCACAUGGGAAGGACUUCAGCCUUAGUUCCCAUCACCAACACGGGCAGAAUCUUCACGUGGUGGGGACACUGUAUAAGUGCAGCGACUGUGGGAGGACCUUCAGUCGUAGUUCCCACCUUGUAUGUCAUCAGAGACUGCACACUCAAGAGAAGCCCUUUAAAUGCAGGGCAUGUGGGAAAGCCUUCAGGUGGAGCUCGAACCGGGUGCGACAUGAAAAAAUUCACACCAGACUGAAACCAUAUAAGUGCAGUUUAUGUGACAAAGCCUUCCGUCGCAUGUCUGUCUACCGCCUGCACCAAGAAACCCAUGCUAAGCGGAAAUAUCUUGAAUCUACUCAGGAUGAAGAAGCUCUGACCUGUGACUCAGAUUUUGAUCAUCAUUUGAGAGACCAAAGUGGGGAGAGACUCUUUGACUGCAGCCAAUGUAGGAAAUCCUUCCACUGUAAAUCGUACAUUCUUGAACAUCAAAGGAUUCACACCCAGGAGAAACCCUACAAAUGUCCCAAAUGCAGGAAAACAUUCAGGUGGAGGUCCAACUUCACUCGUCACAUGAGACUGCACCAGGAAGAGAAGUUCUAUGACCUGGACAAAUGUAGAGAAGAGUUGAGGCAGACCUCCAACUCCAGCCAGCCCCAGAGUGCCCCCACCAUGGAAAAAGCUCUUGUGUGUCAGCAGUGUGGGAAAACUUUCAUUCGAAAGAAGACUCUCAUCAAUCAUCAGAGAAUUCACACAGGCGAGAAACCAUACCGAUGCCAUGAAUGCGCAGAAGAGUUUCCUCACAGGUCAGCCUACAUUGUUCAUAAGAGGCAGCAUGCCGCUGAAAGAAAACCUGAGGACACACCCUCGUUUAGUCAUGACAGAGCAUUCCAAGUUCCUCAGACCAGUCCCGCCACAGAGGAACCCUACAAAUGCAGCCAGUGUGGCAAAGUCUUCCGCAAUCAUUCGUUCCUGCUCAUCCAUCAGAGAGUUCACACCAGAGAGAAGCCUUAUAAGUGCAAAGAGUGUGGGAAAUCUUUCAGAUGGAGUUCUAACCUCUCGAGACAUCAGAGGACUCACUCUUUGGGAAAACUAGAUGAGUACUCUGAAAGCGAAGACGCUGUAAAUCUUCAGUCACAAGUCCUCACUGGUGCAAAACCUUUUCGGUGCCAAGAAUGUGGGAAAAACUUUACACGUAAAAGAAGUCUUUUAGAUCAUGAGGGAAUACACAGUGGAGAGAAGCGCUAUAAAUGUAACCUGUGUGGGAAAUCUUAUGACAGAAAUUAUCGCCUUGUUAAUCAUCAGAGAAUUCACACUAAAGAGAGACCGUUUAAAUGUCAGUGCUGUGGGAAAGAUUUCAUUGGAAAACAUACCCUCUCCAUUCAUCAGAGAAAACACAUCAGAGCGGCCCAGUCUGAAAGUGGUGUGGCUGGGCUGUCUUCUCGCCAGGAGGCAGGGGUGAAGUUACAUGAAUUAAAAUCAGGUGAGGAGAAUCCUCUUGGAGAUGGUGAGAAAACUUGUGAUCAGAAGUCUGAACUCCCUGGACUCCAGGACAUACCCACUCGGGGAAAGUGCCACAAAUGUAGCACAUGUGGGAAAACUUUUAGCAAGAGCUCACAACUCAUCAGCCACAAGAGAUUUCAUACUCGGGAGAGGCCCUUCAAAUGCAGAGAGUGUGGGAAGACGUUUAGGUGGUCUUCAAACUUGGCUCGGCAUAUGAAAAACCAUAUUAGAGAUUAACUUGGGGUCUAACAGUUGGGGAGAGGGGGUCCUGGUUACCCUACUGGAGAACCCCUGAUGGUAGGGGAUGUGGGGCAGACCUUCACAGAGGGCCCAAUCCUUUUUUGGAAGCUUGUGGCAGAGAAUCCUGAGUAUUAAAAAAUGUAGGGCACCUCCAUCCUACUGCUGGAAAAUGAGAUGCUGGGGAAGAGCCUCAGUGGGUUUCAGAAGGAGGUUUGGGCCCCUCGAAGUGGUCUUCGCACUAUGGCCUGGAAUUUCCCCCCAGCCAGAUUUUCUUCUGUAACUCUGAAGGGAGAGACCAUUGCACUUCGUGGUGGUUCAACAGAAUGUCCGUGGCAUGGUAGGCUGUGGCUGCUGGGAACGGUCCAGUUGGAUCCUUAGUUUGCCUUUGAGUGUGACUUAUAAUGGUGUCUAGUCUAUUUGACCUGAAAAGCACCAGCAGCAGCAAGAACUAGUGUCUCCAGAUACCUCCAGGGGAGUUCCGGCUGUGUCUUCAAUCUUCACAGCUGACUUUGGGUAUUUGCUGUGGGCAUAACAGUUGUCUCAGCUGCAAGUGGAAGAGAACAUGGUCCUGGGCUUGAUCAUCUGGAGAAUGAAGCUCUCCCAUUGCCAGCUCCAUCCCCCACAUUUGAAUGGACAGCAGCAGUCCAUCUGCUAAACAAAUGCGUCAGGCAUCUUCCAUAUCAGGCCCUGUUAUGUGGGCCAUAGACCCAGCAGGGGACUGGAGCAGAAAAGUCUGCCAUCUUGGAUCUUUACAGACAAUAAGCAAAUGAGAUAUAUGUAAUGUUUUGGGUGAUGAUACGUGUUGUGGAUAGAAUGAAUCAGCAGAGUGAGAGGGAAUGCUGGGUUGGAAGGUGGAUUGGGAUUUUAAAUAGGCUGGUCAGGGAGGGUGUCAACUGAGAAGGUCAGAUUUGAACAAGGACCCGAAAGAGAUCAUGGAGGAAGCCACGUAGGUCCCUUGUUCCUACUUGGGAGCCUUCACAGGAGGUAGUCUCCUUAGGGAAUGGCCCAUAGGCCCCUGAACCAAAGUGAAGUGAGCCAUCUGGAAGGGAGAAGCCCAGAAA